This is a messenger RNA of Stylophora pistillata, 1658 nucleotides long. RefSeq names its product transport and Golgi organization 2 homolog. Gene Ontology annotation, cellular component: Golgi apparatus. Gene Ontology annotation, biological process: Golgi organization; protein secretion. The record is from RefSeq and is a predicted model, not a curated record. Lineage: Eukaryota; Metazoa; Cnidaria; Anthozoa; Scleractinia; Pocilloporidae.
UCAUGUUAGUGUAACACCAGGCCUGGUGUAACACAUGAAGUUCAUGAGGUAAAUCAGCUGGGUUGAGGAUGAUAAUAUUGGCCAUGAAGUUUCAUGAUGAGGUAAUCGUGCAUCAUAUCAGAUGUAGACAAUUACGGAAAGAAAAUUUGAAGGAGCAAAGACAUUGAGAUGUGCAUUUUGUUCCUAUACUUGUGCAAGGAGCCAAACCCUGAUAGAUACCAUUUGAUCAUUGCAUCAAACAGAGAUGAGUUUUAUUUCAGACCAACAGCCAGUGCCAAGUUUUGGGAGGAAUAUCCAAACAUAGUUGCAGGAAUGGAUCUUGAGCCAGGGAAAAUAGGUGGAACAUGGCUUGGUAUGACAACUGAUGGUAAAUUUGGAGCUGUAACAAACUACAGACAGGCUCCAAAAUUCAUCGAUUCCAAAGCAAGAGGAAGAGGUCAACUUGUGCCUGAUUUUUUGAAAGGAAAUGCUGAUGUUGAGAGUUACCUGGAGGCUGUGAGUAGUGAAGGUGAUAAGUACAAUGGAUUCAAUCUUUUGGUGGGGAAUUUGUCCCAGACUGGCGAGACCAAGAUUGGAUGGUACUGUAAUAUUGAAGGAAAACAGGUAACAGUUUUGGAACCUGGGAUUCAUGUGUUAUCAAACAGAGUGUUGAACUGUUUGUGGCCCAAAAUGGCCUACGGAAGAGAAAAAUUUUCUGAAAUCGUAGAGGGAACUUUCUCGAAAGAAGAACUUGUGGACAAACUUAUGGGCCUGUUGAAUGUCAGGCAAAGGCAUUUCAGCUGUGGUGACGUUGAGAGUUUGUGGGGCCCUCAAGAUGAAGGAGGCAAUGAAAAUGUGAUCAAUGCCUGUCAGGCAAUCUUUGUCAACUGCAAAGAAGUGAAAUAUGGAACAAGAACCAACACGGUAUUGUUAGUUGAUGCACAUGGACAUGCUACUUAUGUUGAGAGAACCAUGGAUCAGAAUGCCUCUGACCCGGAUGAAGCAGAGUGGAAAGUAAGCACUUAUGAGUUUGACAUUUUUGAACAGACUGGCGACUGUGCUGAUAACAAGUCACUGAAAGAGAUUUUAUCUAAUGGAACAUGAAUUCAUACCUCAAAACCAAAAAAAAAGAAACGAUCAAUGAAUGGAAACAGUUUACUAGUGCAACCAGCCAGAAAAGUUAAAUAAAAUUGUUGCAAGGAAUGAACAUGUUGUCAAAGGUAGUUUUCUCACAUAACCGACAAAUUUGUUAAAGAAGUGUCAGUAGUGUGUAAUAAUAUGCAAAGAUUUCCAGUUGAAAUUUAACAGAUAGAUUCUAUGCUGAUGUAUGUCUGUUGAGUAAUAGAUCACAGAUGACGUCAAAAUAUGGUAAGACCAAAAAAAGGAAGCCCCGUGUGUCUCGGAUGUUUUCACCGCAUUUUGACAUCUCUUGUGAUAUAUUACUAAACAGACCCACGGUGACGUGGUAUUUAUUUGUUUUACACGAUGACGAAACAAAAAGUAUUUGAUGGUGACGUCAUGUAUACAUCUUUCCUCCAGUUUAUCCUAAGAAAGAACAAAUCAAAGUGCGCGUAUAAUUAAACUUAUUCGAUAUUCUACAUGUAUUAUAUUUCUCUAUUGCCGAAGCUCUUUCAUUGGCAUAACUUGCAAAGGAAAAUAAAUCAUAACCCAUUGGAUAU